Molecule: messenger RNA, 4284 nt
Organism: Moesziomyces antarcticus
Lineage: Eukaryota; Fungi; Basidiomycota; Ustilaginomycetes; Ustilaginales; Ustilaginaceae
Product: WD40 repeat-like protein
Exons: 1
Coding region: 1-4284 (1427 amino acids)
Biological process (GO): endoplasmic reticulum to Golgi vesicle-mediated transport; endoplasmic reticulum organization; COPII-coated vesicle cargo loading
Cellular component (GO): COPII vesicle coat; endoplasmic reticulum exit site
Molecular function (GO): structural molecule activity; protein binding
Source: RefSeq, a predicted model, not a curated record
AUGAAGGCCUAUAUCAACCGCACCGCCACCUUCGCCUGGUCGCCUGCCACCUACGAGUCCGAUGCUCCCCUGAUCGCAACCGGCACCGUCGCAGGCGCACUCGAUGAGUCCUUCAGCAACGAGAGCCUCCUCGAGCUCUGGCAGCCCGACUACGCCGCCUCCUCCCACGACUCUGCCAGCAACGCCUCGGCAGACCCAAAGCCAAUCGCUUCCAUCUCCACAAGCGCUCGCUUCAACCGCCUCGCUUGGGGCUAUGCCAACUCCACCCGCCCCAAGGGCCUUCUCGCCGCCGGUCUCGAGAACGGCGAGCUCGGCAUCUGGGACGCACAAAAGGUCAUCGCAGGCGCUUCCGAGGCAGACGCACAGCUCAUCAAAAACACAACACAUACCGGUCCCGUCCGCGGCCUCGACUUCAACCCGCUCCAGCCAAACCUCCUCUCCAGCGGCGCCGUCGCAGGCGAAAUCUUUAUCUGGGACCUCAACUCGCCCGCAAAACCCUACUCCCCCGGCGCUCGCUCCCAGAAGCUCGACGAAAUCACCUCGCUCGCAUGGAACUGCCAGGUGCCCCACGUUCUCGCAACCUCCUCCAGCUCCGGAUACACCGUCGUAUGGGACCUCAAGGGAAAGCGCGAAGUCGUCGCUCUCCAGUACGGCGGUGGCGCAGGCACCGCAGGCGGCGCUCUCGGCUCCGGCUUCAAUGCCGGCGGUGCCCUCGCUGCCGGUGGCCGUCGCGGCAUGAGCGCCGUCGCCUGGCAUCCCGACACUCCCACCCGCCUCGUCACCGCCAGCGAAGACGACUCCAGCCCCGUCAUCAUGCUCUGGGAUCUCAGAAACUCGCGCGCCCCCGAAAAGAUCAUGACCGGUCACGACAAGGGCGUCCUCUCCCUCUCCUGGUGCAAACAGGACGCCGACCUCCUCCUCUCGUGCGGCAAGGACAACCGCUCCAUCUGCUGGAACCCGCAGACGUGCGAGAUCGUCGGCGAACUCCCCUCCAGCUCAAACUGGUCCUUCGAGGUACAGUGGUCGCCUCGCAACCCCGCCAUGCUCGCAACCGCCAGCUUCGACGGCAAGAUCGGCGUACACUCGCUUCAGAGCACCAACGCACCCGACACCGACGCCGCAGCCGCAGCGGCCGCACCCCAGCUCUCCGACGGCUCCGACUUUUUCAACCAGGCCACCACCGCAGACGCGCCUUCCAAGGGCCUCUCGCUCAAGCAGCCGCCCAAGUGGCUUCGCCGUCCCGUCUCCGCCGUCUUUGGCUUCGGCGGUCAGCUCGUCUCCACCGGCGGCCCCUCCAGCAAGCCCUUCACCCCCACCGUCCACCUCCGCCACCUCGUCUCCGAGCCUUCCAUCGUCGAACGCGCCACAAAACUCCAGUCUGCACUCGACGGUCAGAGCCUCGCCGAGUUCUGUGCAGAGCGCAGCCAGGACCCCUCCACAAGACCCGACGACAUUGCAAACUGGAAGGCUCUCCAAACCCUGUUCCGCGCAGACUCGCGCGACGAACUCGUCGCCCUCCUCGGCUUCUCCAAGGAAGACGUCGCCAACAAGGUCUCCCAGUCCAUCGCCGCUUUCAAGACCAACGGCACCACCGCCCCGGAGGAGCCCGCCGCCGUCUCCGCGAAGAGCAUCGAUGAUCCUUCGGCUGCAAAGGACGCUCCCGUCGAGACUGCCGCCGAGGUCGCUGCCGAGACCCCAGCUGUGUCCGAGGAGACCGCCGACCCUGCUCCGUCGACCGACGCCAAGGACGCCAACGAGCCCAGCCUCUUUGGCGACGACGCAACUGCAUCGGCCAACGACGGCUCCGACUUCUUCAACCAGCUUUCCAGCGGCCAGCCACCUGCGCUCCGAUCCGCUCUGCCCGACCACCUGCUCUCCGAGUCCCAGGCUCCCUUCCACUCGUCCGCCGCCGCAACCGCUGGCUCGCCCGGACCCUCGUCCGUCGCAAGCGAAAACAUCCGCUCCUCCACCUUCAAGAUCUACCCCUCCGAGGAAUCCGAAGCCGACAAGCUUAUCACGCGCGCCCUCGUCCUCGGCGACUUUGAGAGCGCCGUCUCCCUCUGCAUCAACUCCGACCGCUUCGCAGACGCUUUUCUCCUCGCCGUCCGCGGCGGAGAGCAGCUCCUCGCAAAAGCGCAGAAGGCCUACUUUGAGAAGCGCACCGCUCAGCUCCCCUACCUCCGCCUCUUCCAGAGCAUCGUCUCGGACGAUCUCACCGACGUCGUGCAGAACGCCGACCUGGGCGAGUGGCAGGAGAUCUUUGUCGUGCUCUGCACCUUUGCCAAGCAGGACGAGUUCAGCAACCUCACCGAACAGCUCGGCCAGCGCCUCGAGUUCCAGUAUACGCUCGCACGCAACUCGGACGCUGCCCAGGCCAAGGAGCACCGCAAGAACGCCGUGCUCUGCUACCUCGCCGCUGGCAAGCUCGAGAAGGUUGCAGGCAUGUGGAUCGACGAGAUGAAGGAGGAGGAGCUUGCGCUCCGCACCAACUCCAAGGACGGCGCCGAUGCAUCGCACGAUGGCACCCUCUACUCUGCCCGCGCCGAGGCGCUCCAGACAUUCAUGGAGAAGAUCACCGUCUUCCAGAGCGCCGUCGGCUACGUCGAUGUCGAUCUGCAGCAGCCCACGCAGGACUCGCUCGUCGCAGAGACUGGCGCCAGGCUGUACAAGCUCGCGCCGCUCUACGACCGCAUCCACGAGUACGUCGAGCUCCUGGCCGACCAGGGUCUCAUCACCCCUGCGCUCAGGUUCGCUGGCCAGACGCCCGCCGACUACCGUCCCCAGGGCCCCGUUGACCAGGGCGCCGCCACCGGUCUCACCGCCACUGCGCUCAAGGAGCGCCUGCUCAAGGCGGAGAGCGCGCGUCCCAAGGCAGAGGCCGUUGCGGCCGAAGCCACCGACAAUGUUGCAGCUGCCGCUUCGUCCAGCUCCGCCUACGCCGCUGCCCCCUCGGCGAACGGCUACACUCCCUACAACCCGUACGGCCAGACCAGCGCGCCUGCUCCUUCCGUUCCGUCGGUGCCAUCGGUCCCUGCAGUGCCCUCGUACCAGGACCCCUACGCAGCCGCAGCUCCGGCUCCCGUCGCCGCUCAGCCUGCCACGCAGUCGCGCUACGCGCCUGCCGUUCCUGCGCCCGUGCCCAACGUGAUCCAGUCCGAGCCUGCACAAUCGAACACGUACGGAGGUUAUGGCCAGGCUUACCAGAGCGCGUACCAGCCCGCCCAGCCCAUGAUCCCCGCCCCGCCCACGUUUGGUGCGUCGUCUUACGGACAGCCGCAGCAGCAGCAGAGCCUGCCGCCACCGCCCCCUCUCAAGCGCGACCAGUCCGGCUGGAACGACGUGCCCGAGGGACUGUCGGCGCCCAAGCGCACGCCCAGCGCCAUGUCGCAGCACAAGUCGACGUCGGCCAUCACGUCGCCGUUCCCCAAUGCACCGGCGCAGGCACCAUCGCCGUACGGCGGCGCGGGUCCAGGUGCGCCGCCUCAGGGUCCUCCGCGUGGAGCCACACCGUCGCGCGGCAUGAUCAGCCCGCCGCCGCAAGGACCGCCUUCGGGACCUGGGCUUGCGCAGCAGCGAGCCGGACCCCCUGGCGUUCGACCUCCGCCAACGGGUCCCAUGCAGAUGCAGCCUCGACCGGGGCAGCAGCCGUACGGCGCGCCCGCCCCGGGCCAGCCUCAGCAGGGACCUACCGGUCAAGCUGCUCCUUCGGCUGGACCUUACGCCCGACCGCCCUCUGGAGGCCCUUACGGCAACGGGGUCCAGCAGCAGCAGCAGCAGCAGCAGGGCCCUCCUGGCGCGGCAGCGCUGCGUCCGCCCGGCCAGGGUCUGCCUGGUGCGCCCGGUAUUGCGGGUCCCCCGGGUGUGCCGCAGCGUUCGGCGACUCCCGGUGGAGGCGCGGGUGCGCCGGCACGAACUGGCACGCCUGGAGCGCGCAAUGCUCCGACGAUGAAGUACCCUCCGGGCGACCGAUCGCACAUCCCCGAGAACCAGCGUCCGAUCCAGCACGCGCUGCAGCGCGAGGUGGCGCGUCUCAAGGCGACGGCGCCGCCGGCACAGAAGAGGAUGGUGGACGAUACCGAGCGCCGCAUCAACCUGCUGCUCGACCACCUCAACUGCGGCACGAUUGAUGCCAAGACGGUGCAGGGCCUGCUGCAGAUCGUGGCGGCCAUCGAGGCGAGGAACAAGCAGGCGGCGCUCAAUGUGCAUCUCCAGCUCGUCACGAGCAGCUCGGGCGACGUGGCUGCCGGCCUGGUGGGUGUCAAGAUGAUCAUCUCGCGUCUGUAG